This is a messenger RNA of Durusdinium trenchii, 1470 nucleotides long. Lineage: Eukaryota; Dinophyceae; Suessiales; Symbiodiniaceae. The record is from the annotation of a GenBank genome assembly.
AUGGAGGGGCAAAGAGCAGCCGUUCUCUCGGCUAAGCUGUACAGAUCUUUAACAACUCAUACCUUUUCCAAGCUGUCAGCAGAGUGCCAGAGCUUGUCCCAUAAAAGUCGAGACCUUCAACCGAUCGCAAGACAUCACACUGUCUCAACUUGCUUGACCUGUAUCGCUCAGCUGGCAGGCCUCAGGGCUAUCAUACAUCAGCUCACAGAGGCAAUCGCGUUUGGCCGUGAGGUGGCCAUAGAAAUGGAAGUUGGCACAUUGCGUUCGUCGAACCGUGUAGUCACCUUUAGCUUUUUGGCAGACUUCUUUGCACAGGCUGGCCUGCAGGCUCCAGCGGAUGCGACAGCAAGGCCGAGCUACCAGCCCUCGAACACCUUCGCCAGACCUACUAAGGAUGCGCUGUCCUUGACUGUUGGCUCUAGCCCCUUUCAUGGGACUGCGAAGGCUACUGACCUUGGCGGCUUCGAGGAUACAACUUCUAGCCUUCCACAAACGCAGGCCUCCAGUGGUUCCAAAGAGCAGCUUGCACAAAGAGAGGCCAGGGACAGGCAUCUUGCCGGCAUUGGUGAAGAAGCAGAACAAGCUCUGCAGCAGAAAGAGUUGUGGGAGCACCACAUGAGGCAGUGCUUGGAACAAGAACAGAAGGAUUUGGACUGGAGGCAAGCGGCUCAAAGGGACCAUACAGAGAUGCUCAAGGAGCAGAUCAGGGAGACCAAGCAGCGGCGAGCUGAAGCCAGGCGGCUCUCCAAGGAACAGGCAUCCCUUCACGACUUCCCGGAUUUUUCGAAGCCUUCCAGCAUCUCAGUGCGUGACUACAUCAUGGAGCGACAAGCCAAUCUGAGGGACGAUCUUGAUCAGCAGGUAGAGCUCAAGAAAAGGCAGAAGGAGCAAAGGAAGGCAUUGGACCAUGAAUUAGAUCGAAUCAACAACUUGGCCUGCCACCGCGAUCUGGUGCAGCAGCAAGUCCGAGAGCGAGAGCGUGGACGUGCAGCGUUGCAGGAGUGUCUGGAGUCCUGGGAAGACACGAAGCGCAUCAAAAAUGCAGAAAGAGCAGUGGCAGAAUUCAAAAAGAUGCCCUGCACGUCUCGCAUUGGCUUGGUGGAAAUGCUCUCCAGCUUGCGAAGCACUGACGGGUCGGGUCCACGAGAAUCGACACCCCAGUAUGUCCAAACAGUGCCAGCGGAGCCAAAGCAGCACACGCCACAGACGGCGAGACCGCCGAGAGUGACUGUUGGAGAUCACGUGCCAUCCACUCCCAGUGAGAGUACCUUUUCCGCGCCACAAACAGCUCGACCGCAGAGAGUGACGGUUGGAGAUUCUUUGCCAUCAACUCCGAGUGAAAGCACCUUUUCAAUGCCAAUGUCCAGCCGCCCGACGACUGGCUCUGUGCGUCGAUUUCCUAUCUCGGCGGCAGCUUCACUGGCUCUGACGAAGCAGCGCAUGAAGGAGCGUGGCAUGAUUCAACGGUAG